Cephus cinctus (wheat stem sawfly) is the source of this 1514-nucleotide messenger RNA. RefSeq lists its product as uncharacterized. Gene Ontology annotation, biological process: signal transduction. Lineage: Eukaryota; Metazoa; Arthropoda; Insecta; Hymenoptera; Cephidae. The transcript is spliced from 7 exons. The coding region runs from base 167 to 1210 and encodes 347 amino acids. The record is from RefSeq and is a predicted model, not a curated record. Gene Ontology annotation, molecular function: protein binding.
AAAAGUAAUCUUGUAUAGCUGUCAAGUCGUACCAGUUUUAACCAAAUAUUAAAUGUUUACUUUAAUGAUUACAACAAUUCAUUACAAAGUACUACGUUGCAAUAUUUAGGUUGAGCAUUGUUGCUGCAAUAUAAGCGGAUAUUUUCAUUUAUGAAGCAGGUUCAUAAUGCUUGCCAAAAGAAAUGUUGACCCUAAAUUAGAAAAAUUGAGAAACGAAAUAGAUGGACCACCGAAUUUGGAUACACUCAUAUUGAAUUUUGUGAGACAGACGUCGCGCAUUCAUGCAGGUUAUUUAUUUAAUCCUGAAGGAGAACAAUUGCGUCGCGAACUAUGUCUUGCGUUGAGUUCCACAGAUACAGGGAAGGUUUAUAGUAACUGGCAAGAUUUUGGAGCAGCACUUGGCCUUACAAUUGAGCAGAUACGUGCCAUAAAGUAUUACUUCAUAGGACCAGAAGAUCCAACAUAUUUUGUACUAUUGACUUAUGUACAGUCCUUCGAUUCUACUUUGGAUAAAAUUAUAUUCAGUUUACAGAAGAUCAACCGUCUUGAUGUUAUUAAUAGGAUUAAAGAUCACAUUGAAAAUUUAAUUAAAGCUCUUGCUCAUAAAGGUUCAGAUAUUAAACGAGUAAACUUUAUGAAACGAGCACCAGAGAUUUUGAGACCACCAAAACAAGGUAAAGAAAUAUCAAUUAAGAAAAUUGAAGACAAAGGAAUAAAACCACAAAGAAUAGAGUCAGGACAACAUUAUAAUAGCAUAGUACUACUUUCUUUUGCUAAGAAUGAUUUACAAACGGCAAAUCGUAUUGCCAAACUAUUUAGGAACAAAGAACCAAAAAUUGGAGUAAUUAUUCUACAGGAACAAGAAGAAUAUGUAUUCAGUAGAGGUGAAGAGUUCAUUGAUGAUUGCUUGGCGCAGGUUCAUUAUAUUGUACCCAUACUCACGGUAGACUAUAUAAGAGCAAUGAACAGUUCCAUUUCUCAAGAAACGCUAUCACUUAUGGAACUUGACCACAAGUAUCUUAAAUAUAUUUAUACAAUGAUACGAAACAAAUUUGCCCGCAACUGUCUGAAUAAGCAAGUGAGAUGUAUUAUACCAGACAAGGAAAUCUCCGAGGUACUAAGAUUUGAACUUAAUCCUGUUCUAAAGGUAUGGUUUAGAGAAAGUGACAUUGAUAUCAUAGCAGAGAAGAUAAGUUUGAAAAAAUGUUAAUUUGUUAUUAAAGAAGAAAAAAUAUUAAAUUGAACUUACUCUCUUGUAAAAUAUUCUCCAUAUGAUUCUUCCAUAUGAUUCAACCCAUUAGCUGCUUGAUCGCUAAUAUCAUAAUAUAUUUUCAAUACCUCAGUGCAUUGUUCCUGGGAUGAAAUAUUCCCAUGCACGUCCACAAACGUAUACUUGGUGAAGUCAUUAAUAUUUCUUGAAGAGUCUAACAAAUUGAGAGGAGAUGCCAAAUCGAAGACCACAUUAUUACGUUCACCGUGAACCCACUGUGCUCCUAGUUCCACAACAUUUUCAG